AUGGCCUUCGCCCGCACCCUAUCUUCCCCUCCCGUAAAUUGGAGUAGUUCUGUUGAUUGUUGCCAUUGGAAUGGCAUCACUUGUAAUCAGGAGGGUUGGAUCACCCAUUUGCUCUUACCUUCCAAUGGGCUCAAAGGAGGUAUGUUUGUCUCAUCACUUGGAAAUCUCACACAUCUCACCCACUUGAACCUUUCCCACAAUUCACUUUAUGGCACACUUGAAACCAAAUUCUUCUCGUCCUUGAAUCACCUCGAGAUCCUUGAUUUGAGUUACAACCUUCUUUCUGGAGAGAUACCGUUUUCUCUACCACCCAAAAAUAUUCAGACAGUAGAUUUGUCAAGUAAUCACUUCCAUGGUGCAAUUCCAUCUUCUUUCUUCCAACGAGCUUGGAAUUUGACUAGUUUCAAUGUUAGCAACAACACCUUCUCUGGGUAUAUCCCUUCAUCUAAUUGUCUUCGAUCCUCUCCUUCCAUAAGAGUAUUGGAUUUUUCCUCCAAUGAAUUUAGUGGCAACUUUCCUCGUGGGCUCGGGGGGUGUUCCAAACUGCAGAUUCUUCAUGCUGGUCACAAUAAUUUGUCAGGAUCACUUCCGGAAGAUAUUUAUAACGCUACCAAACUUGAUGAACUUGUAUUACCUCUCAAUUCACUAAGUGGAGCCAUUAGUGAAAGAAUUGCCAACCUCACCCACAUCACAAUGCUUGACCUCUAUUUUAAUCAUUUGAGUGGGGUGAUCCCUCUCAAUUUUGGGAAGCUCUCCAAGUUGAAAUUCAUGAAUUUUGAUUUCAACAACUUAGAAGGUAAGUUGCCCCCAUCUUUGAUGAAUUGCACAAACCUCGUAGAGCUGCAUUUGGGAUACAACCACUUGGAAGGAGAUCUCUCCAUGCUUAACUUUUCCACACUUAACCAUCUUACUAAACUCGACCUAGUGAGGAAUAAUUUUUCUGGUAUCUUACCGAUAAGCCUUUACUCAUGCAGGUCCCUAAAAGCAAUUCGGUUGAGUGAUAAUCCUUAUGUAGAAGGACAAAUACAACCUGAGAUUGUUUCAUUGAAAUCCUUGUCCUUCAUCUCGCUUGGUUAUUUACGGUUGACCAAUCUCACAAGGGCAAUUAAGAUAUUAAUGGGUUGCAAAAGUCUUCGCACACUCAUCCUUGGUGGUUCGUUUGAUCGCGAGACAUUGCCAACUGAUGAUGACAUGGUUGAUUUUCAUGGAUAUCAAAAUCUCCGUGUCUUCAGUUUGGCUAACUCUGGGCUCACUGGUCAAAUACCUGGUUGGUUAUCAAACUUAAAGAAUCUACAAUUGUUGUAUCUGGGUAUGAAUCAAAUCACAGGGUCAAUUCCAAGUUGGUUGGGGACUCUUCCAAAACUCUUAAGUGUGGAACUGUCAAACAAUCAGAUUUCAGGUGAAUUUCCAAAGCAACUUUGUAGAUUACCAAUGUUAAUGGUGAAUGCAUCUCAAGUAGACAGUUAUGAAUUUGAACUUCCCCUCAUUGGCGGAAAAAUCGAAAAUCCAGUUUUUGUGCCGCGUAGAGUGUCUUACUAUCAAGGAAUAAUAGACUUAGCGGUCAAUAACAUUAGUGGCAUUAUACCUACUGAGAUCGGCCAGUUGCUGCUUCGUGAGUUGUAUCUUGAAGAAAACAACUUCUCCGGAGAAAUUCCAGAUCAAAUAUCUAACCUAAAGUAUUUAGAGGUUUUGAACCUCUCCACGAAUCAUUUGUCCGGAAAAAUUCCCUCCUCAAUAGCAAGCCUCAAUUUCUUGAGAGAAUUUGAUGUCUCAUACAAUAAUCUCCAAGGACAAAUACCAACGGGUACACAACUCCAGAGCUUCGACGCUUCUGCAUUUGAGGGAAACCUUCAACUUUGUGGUGCUCCACUAAAUGAGUGCAGAAAAAUUGAUGCGGAUAAUAAGAACAACGUUGACCAAGGUGUGGACAAUGAAUUCAACUGGCUUUAUGUUUUUGCAGUCUUAGGUUUCAUUGUUGGAUUUUGGGGAGUUUGCGGUUCUUUAGCUCUUAAGAAGACAUGGAGGUAUGCAUAUUUUCAGUUCCUGGAUAAAGUACACGAUUCGUUCUAUGUGAAGAUGGCAGUGUGCAUAGCCAAGAUAAAAAGAAUGAUUAGGGACUAG
Messenger RNA from Malus domestica (apple), 2121 nucleotides. RefSeq names its product receptor-like protein 3. The record is from RefSeq and is a predicted model, not a curated record. Lineage: Eukaryota; Viridiplantae; Streptophyta; Magnoliopsida; Rosales; Rosaceae. Gene Ontology annotation, molecular function: protein binding.